This is a messenger RNA of Phasianus colchicus (ring-necked pheasant), 943 nucleotides long. RefSeq names its product calneuron 1 (gene CALN1). Gene Ontology annotation, molecular function: calcium ion binding. NCBI's taxonomy places the organism in Eukaryota, Metazoa, Chordata, Aves, Galliformes, Phasianidae. The record is from RefSeq and is a predicted model, not a curated record. Gene Ontology annotation, cellular component: trans-Golgi network membrane.
UCUGGGUUCUGCAUUGCCACGGACACCUCGCGUGUUGCUAUGGCACAACAGGAGUUUGGCAGUGUAGAAGUGCUGACUCAGUAUCGCACGGGGUGAUGUCUCUGGUGGUGUUUAUUUGCAAUAACAGAAGCCUGAAGCUGCUGUUUUCAGAAAUCCGUGAAGCUUUCCGGGUGCUGGACAGGGAUGGGAAUGGCUUUAUCUCCAAGCAGGAGCUGGGCAUGGCCAUGCGCUCGUUGGGGUACAUGCCCAGCGAGGUGGAGCUGGCGAUCAUCAUGCAACGCCUGGACAUGGAUGGGGAUGGCCAGGUUGAUUUUGAUGAAUUUAUGACUAUUCUGGGUCCUAAGCUGGUAUCGUCGGAAGGCAGAGAUGGCUUUCUGGGAAACACAAUAGACAGCAUAUUCUGGCAGUUCGACAUGCAGAGGAUAACGCUAGAAGAGCUGAAGCACAUCCUGUACCAUGCCUUCCGGGACCACCUAACGAUGAAGGACAUCGAGAACAUCAUUAUCAACGAGGAGGAGAGUUUAAAUGAAAACUCCGGCAAUUGCCAAACAGAGUUUGAAGUGCACGCCCAGAAGCAGAACAGACAGACCUGCGUCCGGAAGAGCCUUAUCUGCGCAUUUGCCAUGGCCUUUAUUAUAAGCGUGAUGCUGAUUGCGGCCAACCAGAUCCUGCGGAGCGGCAUGGAGUAGCCUCUCACCAUGACACUGUGACCCAAACUGACCAUGCAUGCGCAUGCCACCGGGUGAGCUUCCCCCGAACCGACUCUCACACGGCAAAGAGACAGAGGCGGGCAGAUAACGCACCAUUCGACAAGGAGCCUGGGGCCAGCAGCGUAACGUGUCUUGUGAAUCAACCACAUCCUUUUGGCAGGGACAUAAAAGGGCUGUCUUAACGCUUUAAAGGUUUUGUUUCCUAAUGCAAUAAAAAUAAAAAAUAAACACAC